CCGCCGCAUUGUGGGAGUUGCGGUUCGUGGGCAGUCCCGGCGCUGGAGCUUCCGCGGCCUGGAGCUAAUAGCAAGACCUGCCCUUCCAGCUCCUCUCCUCAUGUGCUUGUCUGAGUGGGCCCGCAGUGACCCAGAGUGAAUUUGCCAUUGGCCCAACAUGAACUGGAAGGUCCUUGAACACGUGCCCCUGCUACUGUAUAUCUUGGCAGCCAAAACCUUAAUUCUCUGCCUGGCAUUUGCCGGAGUCAAAAUAUACCAAAGGAAAAGGUUGGAAGCGAAACAGCAAAAACUGGAAGCUGAGAAAAAGCAGCAGUCCGAGAAGAAAGAGAACUAAAGGGAAACCAGAGGUCCUGGGACUUCGCACAUGCGGAAUGUCCGAAUUUGCAAUUUAAAUGUCAGCCUGAGUGGAUUCCAGCUGAGAAGAAAGACGAGACAAUUACUGAAUGAUGUGUCAGAGGAUAAACUCCCAACCUAUAGGGUUAACUAAAAAUUAUAUGAACUUUUUUAUGCUCUUAAAAGAACCCGUAUUUUGUUUACUAAA
This is a messenger RNA of Neomonachus schauinslandi (Hawaiian monk seal), 541 nucleotides long. It is a transcript of the gene SMIM11, whose product is annotated as small integral membrane protein 11. The transcript has 4 exons. NCBI's taxonomy places the organism in Eukaryota, Metazoa, Chordata, Mammalia, Carnivora, Phocidae. The record is from RefSeq and is a predicted model, not a curated record. Bases 158 to 334 code for a protein of 58 amino acids.